Molecule: messenger RNA, 1568 nt
Organism: Tigriopus californicus
Lineage: Eukaryota; Metazoa; Arthropoda; Copepoda; Harpacticoida; Harpacticidae
Molecular function (GO): oxygen binding; heme binding
Source: RefSeq, a predicted model, not a curated record
CAAGCUGGAUUUUUAGGGCCUGGCUGAUCAUUCCGAAAGAUUCAAGCCAAGAACUAAGAACAAGCUUAAGUUUGGCGGUGAAGCCAACCAAUACUUUAAGCACUUCACUGUCCCGUUGUUGUUGGGAAGGAGAGUGAGAGGCAGUAUUUUCUAUUUUCGCUCAAGACGUCGCAUUCUUUGCCAACGUGUCGAAGAUCCCUCUUGUGUCAAUCUGUGUUAACGACUUCGGAAGCCACCUCAAUCACCGACCAGACUCCAAACUGGAAGCUCGACCGACCACGAUCUGUGAGGCGAAAACGACGAGGUGCCUUUAAGCCUCGAUGAAGCGGGAACUAGGGAACCUCAAGGUCGGAACUAGGAACUCAUCUCGGCUUUUUCCACUCAUUUUUUCAACAACAAAGAACCGUUGAACCUCGAUGGAAUGGUACCCCCACUGGUAUCUUCGGGCUAAAAUGGCAGCUUGAAGGCUUUGCACAAUAAGGCGCAAGUCAUACGUAGUUUCGGGCCGCCAAUAUGGGCAAUCAAUCCUCGUCGUCGUCAAGCAAAUUGCGCCAUUUCCGCGAAAGUUGGCGCAGGCAUAAAAAUGGGUCCGAUGGGCAAAAAAAUGGGGGACCUCUUGUCUCCACUGCCGACAAAGUCCGACCUCCGCCUCAAAUUUCCCACAAGUAUUUCGAUGCCGACGAGGUCGCGCAAUUGAAGGAAUGCUGGUCCCAUAUGGAAGGGCACUUGCACGACAUUCUGUCCGACUCGUUCCUCGAGUUAUUUGCGGAGAAGCCCGAUAUCAAGGACAAGUUCUUUGAGUUUCGCAACUACACCAUCGAAGACCUUCGCAAGCAUCAGCCUGAAGCCGAAGCCAAUGCCCAAAUCACGACGACCCUCCCAAGAGCCGAAAUGGAACACCGUCCCAUCCCAAAAGCAUCCAUGUGUCGCCCAGUCGGCAGAGUCAUUCCGCCCAGGUCCAUUCGAACCCGGCAAUGGCCCAUUUGAAUACAGACCGAUCGCCCGGGCAACGCCUGUUCCAAAAGAACAACCCGUACCACCAGCGUCGCCGUGUGUCCGUGGACGAGAUUAAUGAGCGGAAGAUCCGACUUCAAGCUCAACAUUGCCACAUUCUAAACCACCACAAGAGAGCGCCUUUGGGUGGAUCAGCUCUUUCGGUGGUACCAGACCUACACGAUUACAAUCUCGGAGCCAAUGGGGGUCAAUCUCGGUCCCUGGCCAGGAGCCAUCAAGACUUAAGGACAGGCCUGACCUCGCCAUUUAGCGGCCCUUCAGCCAUGUUGUUCAAGAACGCGUCUGAAGCCAAGGCCAAGGCUUGCAAAGAGAGACGGACCUCUCUUCAUCAAUUGGUUUUUGGCCAACGGACCAAGUCUCUCGAAAAGAACAAUCAGUCCCUGACCCGUCGAGAGCGAAGUCGAAGCGAGGGCCUCUUGACCAAAUACACAGUCUCUCAAGUUUGAUUUGCUUUCUCGCUGGAUUGAUCGCCCUUAAACGGACGUACUGUAUGUAGUAAAAAACAAAAAGGAUGACAGCUGACCUGUAACCGGACACUCGAAAUAUAGAGGUGC